UAAGAACGUAUUGCUGGAAAAGAGAACCUUCACCAAAACGUUGGUAAUGCCGACGCUGUUGAAACGCAAUGUCAGUCCCAUCAACUUUGAGACAGCUACUGAAAUGAUGCCUGCAACUGUCAAGCUUGGGAGCUUUUCUUCCAUGUUACCCAUCACCAGGGCCAGACGUAGGGCAAGUAUCAUUGCAGUUGCAAAAAGUCAAAAAUGCAGGGGUCCUGGGUUUGAAAACUUAGGACUUUGUACUAUUCUUCCCAAGCCGCGUAGGCCAGCUCUUUGGGGUCUAGUAGUGCAAUCUGUUGUUGCACUUUCUACACCUGAAGUGUGCCUCCCAUAGAAGCCGAAAUGCACCCUGAAGUCAAAAAAGGGUGGCUUUCACACUUAGAAAUAUCGAAGAUACUGACCAUUACAGCUCUGCUAGGGUUC
Macroventuria anomochaeta is the source of this 423-nucleotide messenger RNA. RefSeq lists its product as uncharacterized. The record is from RefSeq and is a predicted model, not a curated record. The transcript is spliced from 2 exons. Bases 47 to 334 code for a protein of 95 amino acids. Lineage: Eukaryota; Fungi; Ascomycota; Dothideomycetes; Pleosporales; Didymellaceae.